CUUGAGCAAAGGCUUGACAUCCAGAUAGGUAUCUUCAUACUAUGGCAAUAGAUUCUAAAAUUCCUUUCGCAUUUACUGUCCGACGAUGCAAAGGAGAGUUUGUCUCGCCGGCUAAGCCCACACCUCAUGAACGUAAGCUAUUAUCUGACAUCGACGAUCAACUAAGUCUUCGGUUUCAAAUUCCGAUUAUCCAGUUUUAUAGGUUUGAUCCCUCCAUGCAAGGGAAAGACCCAGUUAAAAUUAUCAGGGAGGCACUUGCACAAACCCUAGUCUUUUAUUAUCCGUUUGCUGGUAGACUAAAGGAAGGGACUAAUGGUAAGCUUAUAGUAGAUUGCACCGGCGAGGGUGUAAUGUUUAUAGAGGCCGAUGCUAAUGUUACACUUGAACAGUUUGGUGAUUCGCUUCAGCCUCCAUUUCCUUGCUUCGAUGAACUCCUUUAUGAUGUUCCAGGUUCUGAUGGGAUGUUAAACUGUCCAUUGUUGUUAAUACAGGUAACACGUUUAAAAUACGGAGGUUUUAUUUUUGCAAUCCGCUUUAAUCAUGUAAUAUGUGAUGGUACCGGUAUAAAACAAUUCAUGUCCGAUAUGGCCGAAAUGGCGCGAGGCGCAACCUCUUGCUCAAUCUCACCUGUUUGGGAAAGACAUCUCUUAGAUGCUGAAGACCCACCACGAGUUACAUUCAAGCACCAUGAGUACGACGAAGUGGAAGCCGCCACCACCUGCCCAUCGGACAACUUGGUUCAACGUUCCUUUUUCUUUGGCCCUGAUGAAGUUUCAGUUCUUCGUAUGCUCCUCCCUCCCCGCCUUCGACAUUGCACCAAGUUUGAACUCCUAACAGCUUGCUUAUGGCGUUGUCGAACCAUUGCUCUAAAUCUCGACACUGACGAAAAGGUUCGCAUGCUAUGCUGUGCAAACUUACGCCCUAGAUCCAAUCCCUCACUGCCAUCGGGAUACUAUGGGAAUGCCUUCGUCUUCCCAGCUACAAUGACAACAGUUGGAAAACUUGUCCGUAACCCACUAGGCUAUGCAGUGGAACUAGUGAAGCAAGUCAAAGCAAACGUGACAAUGGAAUACGCGAAGUCUGUGGCAGCUUUAAUGGUGAGUCGGGGUAAACAGCUUCUCUUUCCCAACGUUAUCGGUUCAUACAUCAUAUCGGAUUUAACGAAAAUGGGAUUCGAAGACGUGGAUUUCGGAUGGGGUAAGGCAGUGUUUGCAGGUCCAGCAAAAGCUAUUGGGGCGAUAAGCUUUUUCAUACCAACCAAGAGCAAGAAAGGAGAAGCUGGAACAUUGGUACCAAUUUGUUUGCCAGCUCCAGCCAUGGAAAGAUUUGAGAUAGAAUUGGACAAAAUGUUGAAAGGCUAUCCAAUUCAGUGCACGGAGAAGAGGAGAAUAUUUUAUUUCAAAUGCUCUGUGAAGUAGUGUUUGGUGUCGUCUUUAAGAUUGGUGUAGUGAUCUGUUCACUGGAUGUUAAACUAGUAUGUGUUGUAUUAUGAAGUUAUUAAUGCA
This is a messenger RNA of Hibiscus syriacus, 1505 nucleotides long. RefSeq names its product benzyl alcohol O-benzoyltransferase-like. The transcript is spliced from 2 exons. Gene Ontology annotation, molecular function: acyltransferase activity, transferring groups other than amino-acyl groups. The record is from RefSeq and is a predicted model, not a curated record. Bases 42 to 1418 code for a protein of 458 amino acids. Lineage: Eukaryota; Viridiplantae; Streptophyta; Magnoliopsida; Malvales; Malvaceae.